Molecule: messenger RNA, 1374 nt
Organism: Heterostelium album PN500
Lineage: Eukaryota; Evosea; Eumycetozoa; Acytosteliales; Acytosteliaceae
Exons: 1
Coding region: 1-1374 (457 amino acids)
Source: RefSeq, a predicted model, not a curated record
AUGGUAGAUAUUGAUUUAUAUCGUUUGGUAAACAAUAAGUAUUGUAUUCUACGUUACAGUAGAACCAUUGCUUUGAAGAUAUCGGCAACCUACCAGCUAUUGGAUUUCGAGUAUCAACCUUUCAUGUCAUUAUUUAGUCAAGCUUUGGAGAUUUUUGAUCGAGCUAUCAUAGGUUGCUACUAUAGAAACAAUGCUAAACUCGUAGAAGGUAUAGCUGGUGCCCUCAAUCAACACAACAAACCAAUAGGAGUGAUAAUAUCUUCAAACCAAUUGCUGAAUCGCUUAAAAGUACCUAUCAUAUCAUUUUCUCUCUUUGAUAUGUCUCAUUUAUUUGAACCACCAAUCGGCACCUACCUUGAACCAGAAGAAGAGGAGGAGAAUUAUUCAAAGAAGGUGCCAAUAGAUAAGAUAUGGAAUGAACGACUUGAAUCAAUAGAGUGUGGAGUUACCCUACCUUUGGAUAUAUCACACAUUCCCAGAGCAUCGACACAAUCAAUUUGUUCGUUUUCAUUGAUUUCGUAUGGUUUCGAAAUACAAGAUUCUAUAAUUAAGUACCUUCAACUCUGCAAUAGACUUUGUAAAGUAAAAUUCUCAAUGGUUAGUGAUUCAGAUAUUCUUUCGAUACUACUGUUUAUCAAUACUAGUCAGACUUUGAAAACAGUAUCAGUAGGUUUCAAUGCUGAGGAUGCAACUUUAUCACCAAUCCUUUUGAACUCAAACAUAACGAAACUAGUUAUUUUUGAUCAUAAGUACAGUCAUACACUGGAAACAUCAAGUAUUCUCACUCAAUACACUCAACAAUUCAAAAGCCAACAACCAAGUGAAAUGAUCAAUCGAUCGUUAAGAAAGUUGGUAAUCAAUGAGAGAAACGAGUUACAGACCGACCUAGAUAAAUACACUAUUAUGUUGAAUCCAACUAAAUACCUAGUUAAUCUACAGCACUUGGAGAUACCAAUGCUCGCUGGUACUCACCAGAAUCAGUGGAUAAAGACACUCGGUAGUUCACAAUUAUCUUUGUUUAGUUUGAAACUUACAGCGCCCAUAACAAUAGAGAAUGCUACUACCGAUCUUUUGUUUAACCAACUCUUCAAUAUCGACAACAACAAUAAUAAUAAGAAUCGACAACGUAGCUUAACAAUCAACGAGACAAUAUGUAGUUCAAUCAGUGAUAUCGAGCACUUUAUGAAACUUUUGCAAUCAAACAAUCACUCUAUCGAUACAAUAUCGAUAGAGGUCAAAGAUGACAUGGAGAAACCAUCGCUGGUCAACAUGCUGUGGCAACAAUCUUCACAAUACAUUCAUAGCAAAACUAAGAAUGUUGAAUUUAUAAACUUAUCAACAACAUAUCAUUUCAGUAAAAUAAAUAGACAUUAA